Messenger RNA from Cladophialophora bantiana CBS 173.52, 1656 nucleotides. RefSeq lists its product as uncharacterized. Lineage: Eukaryota; Fungi; Ascomycota; Eurotiomycetes; Chaetothyriales; Herpotrichiellaceae. Bases 1 to 1656 code for a protein of 551 amino acids. The record is from RefSeq and is a predicted model, not a curated record. The transcript has 3 exons.
AUGCCAACAGUCCUCCUUCGCCCCUUGCCUCCUUCUCCUCUAGCCAACUACAACUACGACUUAGAUUCUUUCCCUUUCCACGGUCGCCUCGCCGGUUUGAAGACGCCUUAUUUAUUGGAAAAUAUGCUUUCCAUCCUCCCCAUCACAGCAAUCAUAUUGCUGACCCAAAAUGUGGCGGUUGACAUUCUCGGCACCGCCGCGUACCGAGCACCGCAGACGCAGACCUCGUCAUGGCAAACGCCCCUCAACCUCUUUGUCUGCUAUCGCCAGAUACAGACAUCGCUUGCCAUCAUGGUGCUAUUGGCCACCUUCAUCUCAGGUUAUGCAGAGAAAGUGAGCAUCUUGAUGUUGGUGGGAGCCAUGCUCUUGUGUGAAGCAUCCGCCGAGCUCAUUUGCCUGUACUUCUUGCUUCGACACCACUUCUUCCGGAGGGAGACGGCCAUUUGUUGGCUCUUCACCUUGGUGUGGGCUCUUUCCUUUGGCAUCGCUGCUCCCUUGUCCCAGAGAUUUCAGUUGACGCCAUUUUGCCUCUGCUCCGUCGUGUCCCAGAUUCUACAGAUUGUCAUCUGGAGCUACCUCUACAAGCACGUCUUCAUUGCCGGAUACCCUCUCCUCAAGAGCACCGAGCUCGGACGAUACCACUGCCUGUGGGGACAGGGAAGGGCUUUCUUUGUCCUCGCUCUGUCCAUCGCAUUGGCGGUGCUGUCGGCCUUUUCAUCGCACCAUCAGCCGCUAUAUGCCAUUGUCUGCGGGAACCUCAUCAUCCUCGUCCCGACCCCCAAGACAUUUGUGAGAUACAAUCGCUCCAAGCGGCGGACCAGGUUCAACAUGGAACAACAACUCGAGGACAGCACCAAUCCAAGUAAGAGCGCUGUGGGCAGCUCCUCGAUCGAGGAGCUCGAGGGAAAAAAGCUGGCCGUCGUUGGUGGCUCCUCGAUUGAGGAAGUCGUUGCACACUCAAAGAGACAGGCACAGAAGUUGUCCACAUGCACCAUCUCGACAACCAUGGUCCAAAAAGACGGGCACACGUUCCACUAUAGCCAUGAGGAGCAGCGCUACCUCUAUCUCAUGCAAGAUCCUGGAGAAUUAUGCAAACUUCAAGACAUCCGUCACCGCACCCCAUGGCCCGUCAUCUGUCCACCUGAGCAGUGCACUGCCGACGAAUUCAUGCAACUUGCUCAAAGCUGGCCUCUGGAGCACCCAUAUAUGCGCGGCACACCAUCUCUCUACGACAUCUUCCGCGACAUCUUCAACGCCGAACUGCAGAGGAACAUCACCGACUUCCAACAAAAGGUUGCGUGUGACAAAUGCCUGGACCGCAAGUGCUUUGCACAGUAUCGUCUGAUGUUCCUGCUGUUACUCAACGAGGUCGGAUCAAAGAUGCGCGUUCGCUUCGAUGAGCACGGCGACAUCUCGGCGCAAGGGACAACCAUCAUCGACCUUUGGCUCACCGGUGUUCAAUUCGAGUCGUCGUCAACGGUUCGCAUUACGUUCGACACCAAUAUCAAUCAAAAAACAGUCGACGUUGGAUUGCAUGACCUUUGGAAGUUGAAUUCAUUCGGCAUAUACCUGACCGUCCCCCCCAUUGUUGCUCACAUUCUCCCCUCAUGGAACGAAUACCCUGCUGGCGGCAACUGGAGCGGGACGUGGAUUUAG